GUAGAAAUUGAAUUGUAUAUACAAACAAACAGUCAGUCCCCUUCGCCUAUUUCUGUAAAAUACAAUGUCUCUCUCUCCGUUGCUUCAGAUUUGGAACUUCGGGCGUAGGCCGCUCUCUCUCACACUUUCCUAAUUUUUCUCAUUUGAUCUGUUAAAUUCAUUUAUCCAAUUGAUUAAACCCUUAAUUCAUUCCCCGAACCUUCCAAAUUCAUGCGUUUCAGUGAGCUAUGGGCUUCAGCUACACGAGUGAAGAAGAGUGAUUAUACAAUUUUAAAGCGGAGUGGUUGCUGGGCAGCUCAAGGAUUGCUAUUUUCGUGUGCAUAUAUUGUAGUGAAGAAGUUAAUAAAAUCUAAUUAGUUUUCUGUAGAGAGUGUAAAGCAUUUUUGCCUGUUUCAUGUUCCGGGGACUUCUGAUGCUAAAUUCAUCCAAGGAUUUAGCUGAAACUAUGAUCACCAGGGUGGCCGGCCCUUCUGGUCAAUGGAUCCAGCAAGAAUCAUCUCAGCCGCUUAUCUUGAGUGAUGGCAUAUCUUUACACAAUAAUGUAAAUAACCAUAUACCUGUACAGACUAGUGAGGUAUUUUCUAUGGAAUUUCUUCAGGAUCCUUCUUCCAGAAUAGUUCCUACUGUGUCUGGCUUUACUGAGAAGCAUGAUAAGAGAGCUGGACCUCAAAGUAAGCUAAGCCAACAUCCGGGUUAUGAGGAGCUCACAGGACUACUUGGGUUGACAAGAAUAGAUUCUGAAUGUGCUUCUGACAUAACUGAAUUUGCUUCUGCAAGAGGGUCUAUCACAGAAAUCGAAAAUGGGGGUUUUGUGGAGAAUGAGCAUACAUAUAAUCAGAAAGUUAGCUCUUGUGGGCAUGUUGCUGGGGGAGCUACUACAGAGUUAUGCCAUGAUCAAGCUACUUCAGGGCCAACUGCUCCACCCUCAUCUAAAUCUGAAUCUUCACAGUCACUAAAAUCUUCUGGAUUAGGAACUUCAGAUUGUUCCCAGACAGGAAAAAUAAAAUUCCUAUGCAGUUUUGGUGGUAGAAUAUUGCCUCGACCCAGUGAUGGAAAACUCAGAUACGUUGGUGGAGAUACACGUAUCAUUUCCAUACGGAAGAAUAUUUCAUGGGAAGAACUUAUGAAGAAAACAUUGGCCAUCUGUAAUCAGCCUCACACUUUCAAAUACCAGCUUCCAGGAGAGGAUCUUGACGCCCUUAUAUCCGUCUCUUCUGAUGAAGAUCUUCAAAAUAUGAUAGAGGAAUAUUAUGGCCUCGAGAAGCUCGGGGGCUCCCAAAGGCUUCGAAUAUUUUUGGUUCCUUUGACUGAAUCUGAUAACUCAUGCCCUGUAGAUGCUGCUGUUGUUCAACCAAGUGAUCCCGAUUAUCAAUAUGUUGCUGCUGUUAAUGGCAUUGUUCGGACUUCCGCUCAGGAGAAUUAUCAUGAGCAGUGUGUGGGCCAUGAAGUCAGCAAGGUGAUACCUAAAGUAGACCAUGGUAAUGGUCUUUAUGUCCCACCUCCUGCUCAAUUGAUUGGUGAAUCUCAGAAUCAGGUUAGGUUUCCCAAUCAAUCUACUCCUUUUUCUCCUGUGCUUGUUCAACAGGGAGAUUACAAGAACGACCCAGGGAACACAUACAAGAACAAGUCGCCACAUGGUAGUAUUGAAUGUCCGGUGUCGUUUAGCAGCACCCAAUCAUUACCUGAAAACCCGAGUGGAUGCAUUAAUGUUGGUUAUUAUGCCCCACAGGUAAACCUGAUGAAUUUGCAGAGUCCUAACAAAAAAGAUGAUGUUGCCCUGCCAAGCCAAUCUAGUGAAUUGAUUUCACAUCACCAUGGUCCCAACAGAGACUUUGUUGCUCCAACAAUGGAACAAUGUGAUGCAAGCUUUCAACAGUACUCUUCUGAAAGAACAGAACCCAAGGAAAGGGCAGUUCUCUCUGAAAAGCCGAAUGAUGAAAUGGAUCUAUUACUGGGAUACACUUCAACUGUUACUCAAAAUGGAAUUCCGCAUGCCUUUUCGGAUUCAAAACUUCAGGAACAUGGAAAAAGAUCAGCUUACUGCUCACAAGAGGGAAUAAGCUCAUUUUCCUCUUUGAACUUUGCACCAGCUCAGUUAUCUUCAUAUGGAGUGUCUGCUGCUCAGCAAGAGAACCUAGGGUCUCUGCAUCAGAAUACAUACCCAGUCAGUUCUCUGCCUCAUAUUAGGGUAUUGAAUGGGGAAUUAACUGUGGCCAAUGGCAUGGCGCAAGAGUUGCUUUUCGACUCAAAUUCAGUGAGUAGAUGUGGACCCGUGCAAAGAAAUGUUAAUGGUACUGACAGUAGACGCAACCCAUCUGAAGCAGAUUUGGAAAAUUACCAUCCCGUUUUGAAAAACUAUAUGGACAAAAAUACAAUUUGUGAAAUGGUGAAUGCAUGUGAUGUCAAUAACGCACUUUUAUGUCAUGAUGUUAAAUCACCUGAUAACAAGUCAUCCAGAACAGCUGUGGUUUCGAGGAAAAAAAUGCCUGACGUAAACUCUGUUAUGCUGUCUAAUAAUGGAGGUGAUAUACCGGGUGAAGAAUCACAAAAUUUUGACAUGAAUUUCCUUGCAUCAGCAUCUUUAAUAAGUACAAUAAAUGAGCGGUCCCAAAGAAAUCAAUUUGAGAAUGCCUCAGCAGGGAUAGAAAAGGAUGAACCUGAGAACAAUAUAUCCCGGGUCAAGAGCUCUGAAGUUGCUGGGAGGAUUUCAAAUUCUGAGACGCAGUCUCAUGGUGCAGAAACUCUGACUGAUCUACUGCCUGAGUUGUCUGAUGGCCAAAAUUCCUAUCAUUCCCCCAUGCCAGCAGUUGUUGCAUGUCCUCAAGAUAUUUUUGCCAAAGAACCCUUGCUAAUAUUCUCCGAGGAAUUGUCAUCAUCAUCAGUUGGUGGUGAUGGAGACCAGUUGAUGUCCUCGCAUUACUCAGCUUUCAGGCAAAACCCAACCAAGGAUGUUGUUUUUAUGAGAGAACUUUCUUUAAUUGAUGAAGAAUUUACCAGUUACAGUGAUCAAAGAGUUGUGACUUCUGGCAUUGGUGAAUUUUCUAGUGAAAAGCAAAAGAUAGAAGAUGCCCAAGUUAGGAAGAGUAUCAAAGAAAGUCAGCAGGAUCCGAAGGCAAAUGGAAGAGAUAUUAGAUCACCCAGCGGUGACUUAUAUACUGCAAAUCUCCUAGGGUUGGACACCAUUGGUGGUGCAGUCAUAUCUUUCAGUGCAACAGACGGGGUGGCAUUUCCCCAUGACUUGGGGUUGGAGGAUGCCAACCCCAGUGAUAGAGAUAAGGAUAAUUUAAUCACUGAUGCUAUGAUGGUUGAACUGGAAGCUGAUUUGUAUGGUUUGCAGAUCAUAAAAAAUGCUGACCUAGAAGAAUUGAGGGAGUUGGGCUCUGGGACAUAUGGUACUGUUUACCAUGGAAAAUGGAGAGGAACAGAUGUUGCUAUAAAGAGACUCAAGAAAGCAUGUUUUUCUGGGAGAUCAUCACAGGAAGAAAGGCUGAUCAAGGACUUCUGGAGAGAGGCACAGAUCCUUUCAAACCUUCAUCAUCCUAAUGUGGUUGCAUUUUAUGGAGUAGUACCUGAUGGGUCAGGGGGAACUUUGGCAACCGUGACUGAAUUCAUGGCUAAUGGAUCACUUAGAAAUGUUCUUAUUAAAAAGGACAGGUCACUUGAUAGUUACAAGAAACUUCUAAUUGCCAUGGAUGCUGCUUUUGGGAUGGAGUAUUUGCACUCAAAAAAUAUCGUCCACUUUGAUCUAAAAUGUGACAAUUUGUUAGUCAGUCUGAGGGAUCCACAGCGACCCAUAUGCAAGGUUGGAGAUUUUGGACUGUCAAGAAUUAAACGCAAUACUCUCGUAUCUGGAGGUGUACGAGGUACUCUUCCCUGGAUGGCACCUGAACUGUUAAAUGGUAGCAGUAACCGAGUAUCUGAGAAGGUUGAUGUUUUUUCAUUUGGCAUAGCAAUGUGGGAGAUCUUGACUGGGGAAGAACCCUACGCAAACAUGCAUUGUGGGGCAAUCAUUGGGGGGAUUUUGAAGAAUACUCUUCGGCCUCCAAUGCCAGAGCGGUGUGAUCCCGAGUGGAGGAAAUUGAUGGAACAGUGCUGGUCUGCUGACCCUGAAGCUCGGCCAUCAUUCACGGAGAUUAGAAACAGGUUGAGGUCUAUGGCUGCUGCACUCCAGGCAAAGGGGAAUAGCAAUUCAGCCGGACGUGCCAACGCAAACACCCCUGUGUAAGUCAUAAGGAUAACGCACCUGCUUUUGUACUUUCGGUCAACUUGGUGGAAGCAUUGGGAAAUGGAUGGUUUUCUUUAUUUUGCUAAUAGAGCAACCUGGCUUUCUCUCUUUCUUUGCUCUUAAGUGAUUAUAAUUUUGUAUCAUUUUAUUCAUUCUUUGCAAUGGAACGCUUCUAGUCAUAGAAUUAGGCGUAAACUGUGAUAGUGUGAUGAAGUUACUGAGCUUGCUUUUUCUUCUUCUUGGAAAUCAGGUGUAUAUAGACGUUUGCUCAAGGAAAAAAUUGUGUCUUUUUGUUCCUGCCA
This is a messenger RNA of Nicotiana tabacum (common tobacco), 4527 nucleotides long. Its product is annotated as RAF-like serine/threonine-protein kinase 20. Gene Ontology annotation, cellular component: cytoplasm. Gene Ontology annotation, molecular function: protein kinase activity; protein binding; ATP binding. NCBI's taxonomy places the organism in Eukaryota, Viridiplantae, Streptophyta, Magnoliopsida, Solanales, Solanaceae. Gene Ontology annotation, biological process: protein phosphorylation; signal transduction. The record is from RefSeq and is a predicted model, not a curated record.